Messenger RNA from Octopus sinensis (East Asian common octopus), 936 nucleotides. RefSeq names its product deoxynucleoside triphosphate triphosphohydrolase SAMHD1-like. Bases 1 to 936 code for a protein of 311 amino acids. Gene Ontology annotation, cellular component: nucleus. Gene Ontology annotation, molecular function: dGTPase activity. Gene Ontology annotation, biological process: dGTP catabolic process. The record is from RefSeq and is a predicted model, not a curated record. Lineage: Eukaryota; Metazoa; Mollusca; Cephalopoda; Octopoda; Octopodidae. The transcript has 3 exons.
AUGACUCAAUCUGAAAAUUCAAGCCGUAUGGAUUCGGAUCAGGUUUUUCAUGACGCUAUUCACGGAUCUAUGGAGUUGCCGCCUCUCUGUGUAGAGAUUAUCAAUACGAUACAAUUUCAGAGAUUACGGAACAUCAAACAAUUAGGACAUGCGCCUUUUUCUCAUGUCUUUGAAGGUUUUAUCAACGAGUAUCGCAAGAAAGCUGGAGGUGAAGAGUGGGAACAUGAAGAUGCAUCAUGUGAAAUGUUAGAGCAUCUUUUUAAAGAGAACCCACAUGUUAAAGUUGAGCGUAAUGAUAUUGAUUUCAUAAAAGAUCUCAUUACUGGUAAACCAGAAAAAUCUCAGAGACCAAAAUUUCUUUACCAAAUCAUUAACAAUAAAUCCUAUAACAUCGACGUUGAUAAAUGGGAUUAUCUGGCGAGAGAUUCCCAUUUUCUUGGUAUUGGAAAGUCAUUUGAUCACGAAAGAAUGAUAAAAAUGUCCAAAGUAAUAAGUGAUCAAAUAUGCUACAGAGACAAAACUGUUGAUAAUUUCUUUGAUAUGUUUUAUUCCCGAUAUCGAUUACAUAAAACAGCUUACAAACACAAAACUGUUCUUCUGUUUAAUAAACUACUUGGCGAGGCCUUAAAAUCCGCAAAUGAACACCUGAAAAUUUUCGAAAAGGUCGACGAUAUGAAGAAAUUUACUUAUUUUACAGAUAGUAUUUUGGAGGAGAUAUUAAAGAAUGAGGAUAAUGGAAACCUCAAAGAGGCCCAGAAUAAAUUGAAGGAUAUAAUCAACCGAUCUUAUAAGUACAAAGGCACAGUCGAUGAUAGAAAUGACCAAGGCGAAGAACCGGGCAAUAUAGUCUGUAAAGCUAAGUUCGAUUAUGGAGCUAGAAAGAGAAACCCACUAGUGAAAAUCCCAUUUUAUAAAAAAGGAAAUGUUUUCCUUUAA